GGAGUUUCCAUGUGUUUUUGCAACCUGUCAAUUUAGCAGAAAUGUCACUUUUUGCUCAUUUACUGCGAUAAACUACUCGGAAGAAUCAGACGUUUGUGUCACCAGCAUUAAGAUCCACCAUGGAGCCUGUAAUGCAUCAGGUUUGGCAGAAAGUCUUCCAGCGCCUCCACAGAACCUCAGUUCUUUCCAGGAGGAGCCACUCAGGCUGUGCUGAGCAUGCCACUGUUCCUGCUUCCACUCAAUCCAGACAGAUCAAACCCACACUGCUGGUGUCCCGCCUGUACCAGCCCUCGAACCUGCGAGAUGUUGGACCAGAAAGUCGCUUGCAAGGGGAGAUGACCUGUAAGAGUCAGAGACUCAUGCAGCAGGCUGGACUCAUCCAUCCCUCCAAUCCAGGUUGCUACUACUACCUUCCUGCCACUGUUCGCUCCAUGGAGAAGCUGGUGAGAGUAAUUGACCAAGAGAUGCAGGGGAUCGGUGGGCAGAAACUGGACAUGCCCAGUUUGUGCUCAGCUGAUCUCUGGAAAACUAGCGACCGCUGGGACCUGAUGGGAAAGGAGCUGUUCCGCCUGAAAGACCGGCAUGGUGCUGACUACUGCUUAGGUCCCACACAUGAGGAAGCAGUGACGACUCUAAUCGCUCAUCAGACCACCCUCUCCUACAGACAGCUCCCUCUGCUUCUCUACCAGAUCACUCGCAAAUUCAGAGAUGAGCCGAAGCCAAAGUUGGGGCUUCUUCGAGGAAGGGAGUUUUACAUGAAGGACAUGUACUCCUUUGAUGUGAGCGAGGAAGCUGCUUACCAGACCUAUGAAUCUGUGUGUCAAGCAUACACCAGACUCUUUGCCCGCCUGGGACUGCGUUGUGUUCAGGUGCAGGCAGACACGGGAAACAUCGGCGGUACACUCUCCCAUGAGUUCCAGCUGCCGGCAGACAUCGGCGAGGACAGGCUUCUGGUCUGUGGUAACUGCUCCUUCUCUGCCAAUGUAGAGACCAUGUCAUCGGACAGAACUGACUGCCCACAGUGCAAAACUGGCACGCUGGUAGAAUCUAAGGGCAUAGAGGUCGGCCACACCUUUUACCUGGGUAAAAAAUACUCUCACAUUUUCAAUGCCACCUUCACCAAUGCCCAAAACAAGCCUAACAUUGCUGAGAUGGGCUGCUUUGGUCUUGGGGUAACUCGCAUUCUUGCCGCAGCUAUUGAGGUGAUGUCAACAGAAGAAGCUAUCCGCUGGCCGGGCCUUCUCGCCCCUUACCAGGUUUGUGUUUUACUUCCAAAGAAAGGCAGUAAGGUGGAUGAAGCAGCAGGUUUAGCUGAAGAGCUCGUUCACACUUUGGGAGACACUCUGCCUCGUUUGAGAGGUGAAGUUGUUCUUGAUGACCGUACCCAGAUGACCGUUGGUAGGAGGCUGAAGGAUGCCAGCAGACUGGGUUACCCUUAUGUAAUCGUAGUAGGGCAGAGUGCUCUAGAGGAUACACCCAGAUUUGAGGUGAUCUGUCAGCAGACAGGUGAGACAAUGUUUCUCAGUAAAGAUGGACUCUUAGAUCUUCUUGGAAGAGUGGAAACUGUAUGAAUACCAACUCUGAAUUUAGAAAUAAAUGUUUUCAUUUGAUGUUUGUGUGCAAAUUGUUUAUGAUGCAAUCAGUAAGGUGAUGGGAAAAGAAGAUAAAAGCCUUGUAUGUUUUGUCAUUUCAGAAGUUCCU
This is a messenger RNA of Scomber japonicus (chub mackerel), 1701 nucleotides long. RefSeq names its product prolyl-tRNA synthetase 2, mitochondrial (gene pars2). The coding region runs from base 120 to 1571 and encodes 483 amino acids. Gene Ontology annotation, molecular function: proline-tRNA ligase activity; ATP binding. Gene Ontology annotation, biological process: prolyl-tRNA aminoacylation. The record is from RefSeq and is a predicted model, not a curated record. Gene Ontology annotation, cellular component: mitochondrion; cytoplasm. The transcript is spliced from 4 exons. NCBI's taxonomy places the organism in Eukaryota, Metazoa, Chordata, Actinopteri, Scombriformes, Scombridae.